Molecule: messenger RNA, 1776 nt
Organism: Tribolium castaneum (red flour beetle)
Lineage: Eukaryota; Metazoa; Arthropoda; Insecta; Coleoptera; Tenebrionidae
Gene: cu
Product: curled
Exons: 7
Coding region: 446-1639 (397 amino acids)
Molecular function (GO): 3'-5'-RNA exonuclease activity
Source: RefSeq, a predicted model, not a curated record
UGAAAAAUAUUCAAAAAGGUUAUCAUGCCACCAACUAGAGCCCAUCUCGUGUCUGUUUUACUCCACCAAUUGUCAACAUCUCAUAUCACACGGAUUGACACCGAAAAAAAAGUACUAGAGUACAACUGCACAUUGACCGGUCGUUGGCAAGUGACUUCAUAUCGUAGAUAACGAUUUUUAGUUCGUACUAGUUUCCGUUAGACCAUCGAACAGAAAAUUCGUGUAGUGUGUAUCCUUCGAGUUUUACCAAAUGCGGCUCUGAAUGCUCUAAAUUCGUGCAAGGUUUCCAUCCGGCCUUACUUGACAUGCUGGACACGCUCAAUUUUUUAAUGCAAAAUCUUCCAAGUAAAGUGAUGCCAUUUAAGUGGAAUCUUGUGCAAGUUUACAGUAGACAUUCUUUUCCUUGUAAUUUAUAGUAAUUAGUGUUUGAAACAAAGUGAACGGAAUGGCUGUUAGAGGGGGUCAAUUUUUCUCACCGAUAAGAAGAUUUGCUCGUAUGCUGGCCUUACCAAGGAUGGGCAGCUUCAGCUCAGCGCCGAAAAUCCAAAAUGACGAUAACCAAGACAACGAUAUUCAAAUACCGAUCAACUUUGGCCGGUUUGAACUGCUCCAGUAUUGCCAGACCCAGCCCCAAGUCCAGCCCAUGGUGAAGAGGGCCUUCAAGAAAGCGGGACAAACCAACGACGAUACUUAUGGUUUCAAGUGCCGGAAGUUGAACGCCGUUACCAAAGGUUGUAGUGAUUACGUUUCUAGUCCUUACUCGUUAAGAGUUUUUCAGUGGAAUAUACUCUCACAAGCGCUGGGACAAAUGAACGACCAUUUCGUGAAAUGUCCAGACGAAGCGUUAGAAUGGAACUCGCGGAAAUUCCGGAUUAUUGAGGAAAUUGUCGAGUAUUGUCCCGAUAUUAUUUGUCUACAGGAAGUGGAUCAUUUCAAUUUUCUGAAGUACAUCCUCGGCACUCAAGGUUACACGGGGGUAUUUUACCCAAAACCGGACUCACCUUGUGUUUACAUCAGUGGUAAUAAUGGUCCCGAUGGGUGUGCAAUUUUUUAUCGAACCAACAAAUUCGAUGUAAUUAACAUUGAAUCCCGUAUUUUGGAAAUCUGGAGAGUACAAAGCAAUCAAGUGGCCCUUUUGGCGAACCUGCGCAUCAAAGAGACCGGCCAGGAGGUCUGUGUGACCACCACGCACUUGAAGGCCCGCCAAGGCGCCUUCCUGUCCACUUUGCGCAACGAACAAGGCAAGGAUUUGCUCCAGUUUGUGUCGCAACAUUGCGGCCCCCGACCUGUUGUCAUCUGCGGCGAUUUUAAUGCAGAACCUAUUGAGCCCAUCUACAGUACCAUCUUAUCGGACGAAUAUCUAAAUCUUGGUAGUGCUUACGCUGACUGUGAUAGUUCGAGCGCGAAUUCAGCGGCGCGAGAACCCCCUUACACCACGUGGAAGAUAAGGGACGAGGGCGAAGUCUGCCACACCAUAGACUAUAUUUUUUACAAGAAGGGCUGUUUAGAGGUUGAAGCUGUGCUGGAGUUGCCCACCGGGGAGGAAAUUGGAGAGGAUAGGGUUCCCUCGUUUUCGUAUCCUUCGGAUCAUUUUUCGCUCGUUUGCGAUUUUAAGAUUGGUCAAAAGGCGACGCUUUGAUUUGUACAUUGUGAUAAUUAAUUUUAGGGAAGUGUUGUGUAAUGUCUGUAAAUUAUUUGUGCCUAUUUCUUAUGUAAGACCUUUUUCAAUAACUAAUAGGAUUUUAAUAAAAUUCUAAACAAACGUUCAGCUGAAAA